AAACAGUAAAUGAUGUUUUAGUUUUGUUAUUUUUAGUACAGCCUUUUCUUGUUGGUUUAAACCGUUCACUUGUUAUAAUUAUGCAAAUGACGCCGGAUGUGCAGCAGUUAUCUGAGGACAGAUUGGAUGAAACUAUUAUGGGAUGUUUAAGAGAACAGAAAGCCGCACAGACACUGCAAAAUGGCGAACCGCGACAAGGAGCUGGAGGAGGAGAUUUACGACAAGGUGGUGGACCUGACAGAAUAUGCCAAACGCCAGCGAUGGUGGAACCGCCUUUUCGGGAAGAACUCCGGCCCCGUAGCAGAGAAAUACUCCGUGGCCACGCAGUUAGCCAUCGGAGGAGUGAGUGGAUGGUGUGCAGGAUAUCUCUUCCAGAAGGUGGGGAAAGUUGCAGCUACAUCAGUAGGAGGAGGUCUUCUGCUGUUACAGAUAGCUAACAAUAGCGGCUACAUCCAGGUGGACUGGAAGAGAGUAGAGAAGGACGUCAACAAAGCCAAGAAGCAGCUAAAGAAAGGCACCGAUCAGGCCCGCCCCGAGCUAAACACUUUCGUUGAGAAGUCCACAGAGUUCGUGAAGAAGAACAUUGUAGUGACGAGCGGAUUCGCCGGAGGCUUCCUGCUCGGCCUGGUGUCUUAGUUUCCACCAAAGAAGAAGAGUCCGUGUUCCCUCGAUGUUGUGGAAAAACUUUAGGGAAACUUUAUCAAUCAUUGCUGGAAAGGUUUUAAAGAGUUUCCACAGCAAGCAACCUACUUCAGAUUAGCCUGUAGCUGUGUGUUUCGACAUACGCUGCACCUGCUUUUUGUCUUCUGUUAAAGCAUGGUCGAUAUAAUGUGGGACUUCUUUGAUAGACCCUCUUAAAACGCUCCACUCCCCAGGCCAAAUAUUGAUGCAUAUCAUGCAAAGUGUUGUUCUCCAAGGGUAAAAGCCAUUAGGAUGUUUUUAUUUAUUUACUUUGUUCCAAAAACAUUAUACAUCAUUAAUCGCUGCCUUGUUGCAAACCUGACGCCAAGCACACGCAGCGUAAUGAAGUAUAGUUAAACUCACCUUCACGUUGCAGGUGGUGCCUUUAGGUCAUAUUUUAAAUCCGUGGUAGUCAAUCAUCUCCAGGGUUAGAGAGCCGAUGGAUGUGAGAGGAACAUAUUUUUGAAAGGUGCUACAGUUUGUUGGGUUAUGUCAGCCUCUCCUGCAUCUCUCCUUUUUUAUGUAAUGCAUUUUGUUCAGCAAUAAAUUGAAGCUUUAAGAACUGAAAGCUGUGGUUUGUCUACAAAUGUAUGUUUGAUGAACAAAUAAAACUAAAAAAAACACUUGAAA
Eleginops maclovinus (Patagonian blennie) is the source of this 1311-nucleotide messenger RNA. It is a transcript of the gene fundc1, whose product is annotated as FUN14 domain containing 1. Gene Ontology annotation, biological process: autophagy of mitochondrion. Gene Ontology annotation, cellular component: mitochondrial outer membrane. The coding region runs from base 181 to 636 and encodes 151 amino acids. Lineage: Eukaryota; Metazoa; Chordata; Actinopteri; Perciformes; Eleginopidae. The record is from RefSeq and is a predicted model, not a curated record. The transcript is spliced from 5 exons.